UGCCGAGCGAGCGAGAGGUCAACCGCACAGAGGCGCGUGUUUCAAAAAAGCAACACCACAAAACUACAACAGACGCAGUUCAGUUCAGUUAGUUGGUAGUUCGAAUCGCGCCGCGCGAACAAGGAUUUUUCAGUGGAGAUUUAGGGUUUUUUUAUUUUGUGAAUCACCCCUGUUGUGAUGUGAUCCUAUAGGAUACAGACGUGCAACAGUGUUAAAAUAUAAUGAUGGUGAAUUUAGUUCGAAAUUCAGCGAUUUUUCGGAUUUAUCACUAGGACUAAAGAUCUACAAGCUGGCUAGCAUGUUUUUAACCAGCGACCUGGACACGUUCUUGAGCAAGCAGGAGUGGGAACGGCGUCCAGACGAGUACGACAAGCAGUCGUCGCGCCGCGAUGGCGGCUUCCAGCUGGACGACUUCUUCGAGUCGGCGCACGCGCCCCACUCGGCCGCCUCCCUCGGCGGCGGGCAGCACGCCGCCGCCGCCGCCGGCAUGUCGUACGUGUCGAUGCGCAACCUGGCCAACGGGGGGCAGGACGACGACGUGUUCCUGCGGCCGCCCCUCUGGGAGGACAUCGCCAGCAGCAUUCAGAACAUCGACCCCGAGAACGCGAACAUGCUGGCGGUGGGCUCGCAGGUCAAGCUCGAGGUGGUCGACGAUCUGGUCAGCGUGGGCUGCGCCUCGACGCCCUCCCCCCUGCUCAGUCCCUUGGAAAUCAAGACCGAAAAGGUGAUACAACAGAACGGUCCCACGCUGCACUUAAUGGCGACACCUAGCAGCCAGCAACAGUACCAGCAGCAGCAUCCUGCCCAGCCCACCUCCCCUCAUUCGGGGCACUCGGUGGUGGCGGCGCAGCAGCCGCACUACCACCCCCAAGCGCAGCAACCCGCCAUGCAUCACAACUCACCCCACCACCCGCAGUACAAAUACAACAACAACGUGGCGGCGCCCACGCAGCCCGGCAACGCACUUUACCCCAUGACCAGGCUAAUCUACCCCCUAACUCCGCCCAGUUCGGAGCCCGGCUCCCCUGGCGGCGCAUUGCCGCGGCGGACGCCGCCCCCUCCGUAUCCCGCUCCCGGCUGCCCCCAGCAGACCCCGCCCACGGGGAGGAUCACCGCCUCCGGCAUGAAGUACAAUAGGCGAAACAACCCCGAGCUGGAAAAGAGGCGGAUACACCAUUGUGAUUUUAUAGGUUGUACAAAAGUUUAUACAAAAAGCUCACAUCUGAAGGCGCAUCAAAGAAUUCAUACAGGUGAGAAGCCUUAUCAGUGCCAGUGGCCGGAGUGCGAGUGGCGGUUCGCGCGUUCGGACGAGCUGACCCGCCAUUACCGGAAGCACACCGGAGCCAAGCCGUUCAAGUGCGGCGUGUGCGAGCGCUCGUUCGCGCGCAGCGAUCACUUGGCGCUGCACAUGAAGCGCCAUCUGCCCAAAACGUCCAAAUGAAGUCCAUUUUUUCGAAUAAGCGUUCGUCGAGCACAUUCCUCUUCGCGGAAGGCAGAAGCGAUCUCAGAUAAAUCGUUGUCGACUUGUAAAUUUUAUCGUACCUCAGUGAGAAAUCGACUAGGGUCUAAAAUGCCAUUUUAACGUUUUUUUUUGCGAGAAUAUUACCAGGAAACAGUCAGUUUAAAUCCUCAUUUGUAUGUAGUAUGUUUAAACCCCAGAAUUGCCUAUUCCUCCACAACCUUAACUUAGGUUUUAUGGUGAGUAAAAAUUUUCAAAAUUUACAGUUUUAAAAGAUUUAGUAAAUUUUGUAUAUUUUUUAAAGGUAUUUUUAAUGUUUUGGAAAU
Molecule: messenger RNA, 1785 nt
Organism: Brassicogethes aeneus
Lineage: Eukaryota; Metazoa; Arthropoda; Insecta; Coleoptera; Nitidulidae
Source: the annotation of a GenBank genome assembly